Eurypyga helias (sunbittern) is the source of this 282-nucleotide messenger RNA. It is a transcript of the gene CDA, whose product is annotated as cytidine deaminase. The annotation marks the transcript as partial. Gene Ontology annotation, cellular component: cytosol. NCBI's taxonomy places the organism in Eukaryota, Metazoa, Chordata, Aves, Eurypygiformes, Eurypygidae. The record is from RefSeq and is a predicted model, not a curated record. The transcript has 3 exons. Gene Ontology annotation, molecular function: zinc ion binding; cytidine deaminase activity.
UGCAACGUGGAAAACGCCUGCUACAGCCUCGGGGUGUGCGCCGAGCGCACGGCCAUCCAGAAGGCCAUCUCCGAGGGACACACCAGCUUCAGGGCCAUGGCCAUCGCCAGUGACAUGGGGGACCACUUCAUCGUGCCCUGCGGUGCCUGCAGACAAGUGAUGAGAGAGUUUGGCACAGACUGGAACAUCUACUUGACCAAAACGGACGGCACCUACGUCGUCAAGACGCUGGAGGAGCUGCUGCCGCUCUCCUUCGGCCCCGAGGACCUGAAGAAGGUGUGA